Messenger RNA from Galdieria sulphuraria, 678 nucleotides. RefSeq names its product charged multivesicular body protein 6. The transcript is spliced from 2 exons. Gene Ontology annotation, biological process: vesicle budding from membrane; late endosome to vacuole transport via multivesicular body sorting pathway. Gene Ontology annotation, cellular component: ESCRT III complex; multivesicular body. Lineage: Eukaryota; Rhodophyta; Bangiophyceae; Galdieriales; Galdieriaceae. The coding region runs from base 18 to 647 and encodes 209 amino acids. The record is from RefSeq and is a predicted model, not a curated record.
CACGUCAUAGAUAUUGAAUGGGUUGUGGAUUUUCACGACAACAUGUUGUUAAGACAAACGUAUCAUCUUUUGAUAGAGAACUCUUGGACUUGAAAAUACAGCGUGAUAGUUUGCAGCAGUAUGAACAACGUCUUAGUGACUCUUUGAAGAACUAUAUAAAGCUUGCUCGUCGUUUGGUUGCUGAAAAUCAGCGUCAGCAAGCUUUAGUUGUUUUGCAAGUAAAACACGCGUUGCAAAAAAGUAUAGAGAAAGCUCAAAAUAUGCGUUUCAACUUGGAACAAGUUUUGAGUGAAAUAGAGUUGAAACAAAUUGAAACGGACUAUGUGCUCAAGUUACGGACGGGAACAAAGUUAUUACAAAGUAUUCAAAAGACCUUAUCGAUUGAAGAAAUUGAACACCUUCUUGAGGAAACAAAAGAGGCUAUAGAGUUUCAAAACAAAGUCACUGAAGUCCUUGGUAGCUUCUCUCUUAUGGAGAUUGAUGAGAGCUGUGAAGAAGAACUAGAACAGCUAGAAACGGCUAUGUUUCCACCGGUUCCAAAACGCUUGGAGAAAACGAUGACUCCUCAAGUUACGGAAAAUAUGCAAGUGAAAAGCGAAACUGCCAAAGAAUAUAGCAAACAAGAAAGUAUUCUGUUACCUUCUUGAGCAUACACCCUUGAGUUAUACAUUUGUUGUA